GGGACCCAAGAUGGCUGAAUACUCACGGGGGGACAGUUAGCAAUUAUCUGAGCAAGACGUCGGGAAUGAAUGGCAAAUAGCAUUAUAAUGUAAAACGUAACAUUGAAGUAAUUAUACGACUACAGUUUGUUCGUUUGCAUAUUUUUGGGGAUGCAUGAAUACCAGUAUGGAGAGAGUGGUCUCUCCGCGGCCCCGAGCCAGAACAUGGCGGAACACUUGGGGCAGAAAUAGCGGCUAACGCUAGCUAGCUGGCGUAUUAUUUAGACACAAUUAGAGAGAUUGGUCUGGGUUAAACACGGUGUCUGCGGUCCGCGGGUGUGAAAUAAUGUUAUCGGUGCACAGGUCUGGUCAUUUUGCUUCAAAUGGUUGUUUAACACUGAAUAUGUGGAGCGUAGGCAGUUAGCGUACUAGCUAACUAGUUAACUCGUUAGGUUUGCUAGCUAACGUAACUGGCUAACGUUGCCCGCAAGCGUACAGACUGUACUAAUAGACAGGCAGGGUGUUUUGGAAGCCAGUGAUCGUAACAGUGGGGUUUAUUCUGAAUACUCCUUACUCAACUGUAUGUUGGGAGUUUGUAAUGUCUGUCAGCCCUUGUUUUGUCGACUAACACUUUAGCUAACGUCAAUGCCCUCCGCACUGUAAAUUAGUCUGUCGUUAGCUUGCUACAAUGGUCUGUAAGCUGAUUUUGUGUGGCGCGUUGCCCGUAACCCUGGCGAGAUAAGUUUUGAGGCAGCUUGUCAAAAUUAUCAGAUAUUGUAGUUAUUACUGCAGAGUCGACGAGGGACUGUUCCUGGAUACUCGUCUAGGUGUUCCGCUUUUAAGGUGAAGCAGACAUCCUCUAAAAGCCAAGAAGGUCCGGGAGGGGGAAACCGGUUACAACCACCUGCCAGGAUGACGGACACUCGUCGACGAGUCAAAGUCUAUACCCUCAAUGAGGACAGACAGUGGGAUGACCGUGGGACAGGGCACGUCUCCUCGGCUUAUGUGGAGCGAUUGAGAGGCACGUCUCUACUGGUGCGAGCAGAGAGCGAUGGUUCCCUUCUGCUGGAGUCCAAAAUCAACCCAAACACAGCCUACCAGAAACAACAGGACACAUUGAUAGUGUGGUCAGAGGCUGAAAAUUAUGAUCUGGCACUCAGCUUCCAAGAGAAGGCUGGCUGUGAUGAAAUCUGGGAGAAAAUAUGCCAGGUGCAGGGGAAGGACCCGUCAGUGGACAUCACACAGGAUGUGGUGGAUGAGUCUGAGGAGGAGCGCUUUGAUGACAUGUCGUCGCCAGGCCUGGAAUUACCACCAUGUGAACUGAACCGCUUGGAAGACCUGGCUGAGCUGGUGGCCUCUUCACUCCCAUCGCCACUUCGGCGCGAGAAACUGGCACUGGCUGUGGAGAACGAGGGCUACAUUCGCAAGCUCCUGGAACUGUUCCGUUUGUGUGAGGAUUUGGAGAACCGAGAGGGACUGCACCACCUGUACGAAAUCAUCAAAGGCAUCUUCCUGCUCAAUCGUACUGCACUCUUUGAGGUUAUGUUCUCUGAUGAGUGCAUCAUGGACGUCAUUGGUUGUCUGGAGUUUGACCCAGCACUCCCUCAGCCACGGCGGCAUCGGGAGUUUCUCACCAAGACAGCCCGCUUUAAGGAGGUGAUCCCCAUAUCUGAUCCUGAACUGCGUCAGAAAAUACAUCAGACGUAUCGGGUGCAGUAUAUUCAGGACAUGGUGCUGCCCACACCCACUGUUUUUGAGGAAAACAUGCUGUCCACCCUGCACUCCUUCAUCUUCUUCAACAAGGUGGAGAUUGUGGGCAUGCUACAGGACGAUGAGAAGUUCCUGACAGACCUCUUUGCACAGCUAACAGAUGAGGCUACUGAUGAUGACAAAAGACACGAACUGGUGAACUUCCUAAAGGAAUUCUGUGCAUUCUCACAAACGUUACAACCUCAAAACAGAGACGCCUUCUUCAAGACAUUGUCAAACAUGGGCAUUUUACCUGCACUAGAGGUCAUACUGGGAAUGGAUGAUGUCCAGGUGCGUGGGGCGGCCACAGAUAUCUUCUCUUAUCUGGUGGAGUACAACCCCUCCAUGGUACGAGAGUUCGUCAUGCAGGAGUCUCAGCAGAAUGAUGAUGACAUCCUCCUGAUAAACCUGAUCAUAGAACACAUGAUCUGUGAUACAGACCCAGAACUAGGGGGGGCAGUGCAGCUGAUGGGCCUGCUACGGACUCUGGUCGACCCGGAGAACAUGCUGGCUACAGCAAAUAAAACAGAAAAGACAGAGUUCCUGAGUUUCUUUUACAAGCACUGUAUGCACGUCCUCUCAGCUCCACUACUGGCCAACACCACAGAGGAAAAACCUAGCAAAGGUAUUGAAUAUCUGCGAGGUGUUCGAGUACAUGUGUAUUGUUUUUUUUUUUUUUUUUGUUUUGUUUUUGUUAUUGUUGUUUUUAAAUAUAAUUUUGUCAACAAGUGUUUUGAAUGGCUUACUACCUUCUUUCUUUUUUUCUUUUCAGAUGAUUUUCAAACAUCCCAGUUGCUGGCCUUGAUUUUGGAGCUGCUGACGUUUUGUGUUGAGCACCACACCUAUCACAUCAAGAACUAUAUCAUCAACAAGGACAUUCUCAGGAGGGUUCUGGUGCUCACUGCCUCUCAGCACGCGUUCCUGGCACUAUGUGCCCUGCGCUUCAUGCGGAGGAUCAUUGGUCUGAAGGAUGAAUUCUACAAUCGCUACAUCAUGAGAAACUUUCUCUUUGAGCCUGUCAUUAAGGCCUUCCUCAACAACGGAUCACGCUACAAUCUCAUGAACUCAGCCAUCAUUGAGAUGUUUGAGUAUGUCCGUGUGGAGGAUGUGAAGUCUCUCACAGCUCAUAUAGUAGAGAACUACUGGAAGGCUCUGGAAGAUGUGGACUAUGUCCAGACAUUUAAGGGCCUAAAACUGCGAUAUGAACAGCAGCGAGAGAGGCAAGAUAACCCCAAACUGGAUAGCAUGCGAUCCAUCCUGAGGAACCAUCGCUUCCGCCGUGAUGCGCGGACACUGGAGGAUGAAGAGGAGAUGUGGUUCAACACAGAUGAGGAUGACCUCGAAGAUGGUGAGGCAGUAGUUCCUCCCUCUGACAAGAUGAAGAGCGAGGAAGACCUCAUGGAACCUAUAAGCAAGUUUAUGGAGAGAAAGAAAUUGAAAGACACAGAGGACAAAGAAGUACUGGGGAAGUCCAGCUUGUCAGGCAGACAGAACCCCAGCUUCAAACUGUCCUUUUCUGGCUCAACUAAAACCAGCCUAUCCAGCCCCCCUUCAUCUGCCACAUUGAACCCAGGUUCUCCGGGAUCACCAGGGUCUCCGGGCACAGGGGCACGGAGCUCACCCUCCACCACAACUGUAACCACAAAGGGAGGUGUAGUGGGACUGGUAGAUUAUCCUGAUGAUGACGAUGAGGAGGAAGAAGAGGAAGAGGAUGGGGAGAGUAAAGAGGACCCUUUGCCACCUUCGAAGAAGUCCAAACUGAGCUCUUAAAGAAGCAUCACUGUCUCAGCUUGUGCUCCGCUCAGACAGUUUCAGUGCAUAGACUUCACACAGGAAUGAUCAAACUUGUAAACAAAUUGAAUGAAUGAAAGCCACACCUCUCUGUCAGCUGGUGGCCCAAAGAGGAGCAGACUGUGAAUGGAUUCGAAGCCUCCUCAGACUACCCCAGACUCGUUCAUACAAGUGCCAAUCAGGAGACCAGGAGUGAAAAAUGUCCGAAAAGUGGAACAGACGUGUGAAAGUUGGGGGAAGAGAUCGCACUCAAAAGAUCUUCGGCAGGCUUGGACAGUAUGAAACAGGUUGGAGUUUGGUAAUUUAGCAACUGGAGGAAAAGACCACAUACAAAAACACAUGUACAAGCAGACUGAAAUCCCCGAGAGCUCAUGGGCUCGGACCAUAACCCACUGCCCCCUCGCCCCCCCACUCAGGGAAGGACAUCACAGCGGCCCAGAUGGGUCGGCCAAUUCAGACCCAGAACCACAACUCGCACCCACUCCCCUCAGAAUCCUUUCUACUUCUUUUCUCCUCUGCUCUCCCUCUCUGUGUCUGUUGCUUUUUGUCCCCCCCUCCCUCUUUUUUUUUUUAAGUUAGUAUAUAGGACCAGACGGGAGGCAGCAUGUGGCAAAGAGCUGUCCUUGUUGUCGUUUGAUGAUGUCAUCAGUGUCGUCGUUCCUCAGAGGACGUUCUUUCUCUGACGAGAAAAAAGCCAGCAGUUUCUUCAUUAUUUUCUUUAAUUUUUUUUCUCUAUUUGUCUCUCAAUCUUUCUCCUGUUUUUUGUAAAUGACAACAAAAAAGACCUGCCUUUAAAUGUUCAGGACGUUUUCAGUCACACUUGAACAGGUUUUUAAAGACCUCAGUAGGUGAGCUAGUUUUACCCUUUUUGCCCUUUGAAACUGCAGAUUUUUUGGAGAAUUUGUAAUCCCGUCUUGAUUAAAGAUUGAGUGGAAUUCUAGAUGUGAUGAAUUUUGUCAUAUCUUCUCAUUUUUUUUCCUUUUACAUGAGUGUACACUUAGUUGUUCAGAAUAUUUGGGACCAUUAAAAUGAUCUUUGCUGUAA
This is a messenger RNA of Toxotes jaculatrix (banded archerfish), 4563 nucleotides long. It is a transcript of the gene ppp4r3a, whose product is annotated as SMEK homolog 1, suppressor of mek1 (Dictyostelium). The record is from RefSeq and is a predicted model, not a curated record. The transcript is spliced from 15 exons. Bases 892 to 3498 code for a protein of 868 amino acids. Gene Ontology annotation, molecular function: protein phosphatase activator activity. Gene Ontology annotation, cellular component: protein phosphatase 4 complex; nucleoplasm. NCBI's taxonomy places the organism in Eukaryota, Metazoa, Chordata, Actinopteri, Toxotidae. Gene Ontology annotation, biological process: DNA damage response; protein dephosphorylation.